AUGUUUAUCUUGCUACUGGUAUUUGUGAUAAUUUUGCUUGUUGCUGUCACGAUAUUCUUGCCAGCAGUGGCUGGUGUUGCCAAGUACAACUUGGAGCAUAAGAGGGAAGCGGUCGAUGAGUAUGCCCAAGAACACAGUGGUUUCGAGGGUGAGUACAUACCACCGGAUGAACUCCAGAAGAGGGAUGAGGAUCGAAAGGCUAAGUCGGGCAAAUUUGAAAAGAUAAAGAACGCAACCAUGAGUGAUUUGCCCUUGAAGUUCAAGGCUGAUCUGCCGAACAUCCGCAAGCGCAACACCACCCAGAAGUCCACUGGGCAGUUCGAUCCAGAAGAGGUUUAUAAGAGAAGAAACCCGGACACCUACGACUACGAUCUGGACGAUAUUAUAAACGAGGAGCUUGAGAACGAUAGAAGAGAACAAGCGAAACAACCGGCCUAUUACACCAACGACCCUGCGGAAAGGCAGAAGAGACUGGAGGAGUUGAUGUAG
This is a messenger RNA of Kuraishia capsulata CBS 1993, 489 nucleotides long. RefSeq lists its product as uncharacterized. The transcript has a single exon. The record is from RefSeq and is a predicted model, not a curated record. The coding region runs from base 1 to 489 and encodes 162 amino acids. NCBI's taxonomy places the organism in Eukaryota, Fungi, Ascomycota, Pichiomycetes, Pichiales, Pichiaceae.